Messenger RNA from Elephantulus edwardii (Cape elephant shrew), 2094 nucleotides. RefSeq lists its product as uncharacterized. Gene Ontology annotation, biological process: regulation of transcription by RNA polymerase II. The record is from RefSeq and is a predicted model, not a curated record. The coding region runs from base 1 to 2094 and encodes 697 amino acids. Gene Ontology annotation, molecular function: RNA polymerase II transcription regulatory region sequence-specific DNA binding; DNA-binding transcription activator activity, RNA polymerase II-specific. Lineage: Eukaryota; Metazoa; Chordata; Mammalia; Macroscelidea; Macroscelididae. The transcript has 4 exons. Gene Ontology annotation, cellular component: nucleus; ATF1-ATF4 transcription factor complex; ATF4-CREB1 transcription factor complex.
AUGAGGGCUGAGAUCGCGGCUGGGUGCGAGUUUGUGCUAUUAAUGAGGCCAGGAGGCGACCAAGCCCUGAGGCCCAGGCGUGGCUGCAGGGUAAGCUGGCCAGAGGAAGGGUCCCCGGCGACCGUGUCUCAGAACGGGAAGCCCGAGCCCGAUGGCGCGGCGACUUCCCGCGCGGGGCUGGACCCUGUCACGGAGCAUCCGCCUGAGCCAAUAGAAGCUCGAGAUACGGUUCGCGGCCACCAUGGCGUAUUAGAGGCAGCAGUGCCUGCGGCAGCAUUGGCCCUUGCAGCAGCGGCAGCAGCACCAGGCUCUGCAGCGGCAACCCCCAGCGGCUUAAGCCAUGGCGUGAGUAUCGGGGCCGGGCACCCGGGCUGGGUGGACACGGCUGGGCGCGGCCGCAGGUCGGCGGCGUCGCGCGGGGGACAAGCGGUUUUACGAGCGCCCGCGACGCGAGGCCCCUGUUUGGGUGUCGCCGAGGCGCCGCGUGGGAGGGCCUCCCCCCGGGUCCCCGCUCUCCCGGCACCCCGAAUUCAUCCAGAUCGCCGCGCCGCCGCCCCGAGAAACGUGGCAGCAGCCAAGAUGGCGGCGGGGCGGGGCGGCGUGUCCGGUGUCGCCAUGUCCUCGCGCCGCGACACGCCGUCCAUCUUGAGUGCAACCGGAGCUGGACGCGGCGGCCCGAGUGUCCGCCCCGCGCCCCCAGGAUACCCCCUCCGUGCCCCGCAGGGUCCCCGCCCCGAGUGUCCGCCCUUCGCCCCGCAGGGUCCCCGCCCCGUGCCCCCAGGGUACACCGUCCGUGUCCCGAGUGUCCGCUCCAUCGCCCCGCAGGGUCCUCACCCCGUGCCCCCAGGGUACACCGUCCGUGCUCCGAGUGACCGCUCUAUCGCCCCGCAGGGUGUCCGCCCCGCGCCCUGCAGGGUUCCCGCCCCGUAUCCCCAGGGUCCCCCGUCCGUUCCCCGAGUGUCCGCUCCGUGGCCCGCCUGGUCCCCCCUCCGCGCCCCCGAGCCCCGCACCACAGCCGACAUGAGCUACCUGAGCGGCGAGGGCUUGAUGGGGGACUUGAUGUCCUCCUUCAGCCCGUCGGCUUCGGGGGCUGAAGACAGCCUGGGUCUCUUAGACGACUAUCUGGAGGUGGCCAAGCACUUCAGAGCGAACGAGUUCUCCAGGGACAAGGCGGGCUCCUCCCAAUGGUUGGCUGCGGACGGGUUGGCCGACGCCUCGGGCAAGGAGGAUGCCUUCUCCGGGACAGAUUGGAUGGUGGAGAAAAUCGAUCUGAAGGGGUUUGACUUUGAUUCCUUGUUCAACUUAGAAGAUAUGGAAACCAUGCCAGACGAGCUCUUGGCCACGUUGGACGACACAUGUGAUUUCUUUGAACCCCUAGUCCAGGAGACUAAUAAGGAGCCCCCCCAGGCAGUGAACCCAAUUGGCCAUCUCCCAGAAAGUCUACUACAAACAGACCAGGUUGCCCCCUUCACCUUCCUGCAGCCUCUUCCCCAGACCCCAGAGGUCCUGGUAGCCGCUCCAGACCAUGCCUUUCACUUAGAGCUGGGCAGUGAAGUGGAUAUCUCUGACUCUGAUAGGGACAGGAAGGCAGACACAGCUUCUUAUGUCACCGUCGUCCCCCAGUGCAUAAAGGAAGAGGACACCCCCUCAGAUAAUGACAGUGGCAUCUGCAUGAGCCCUGAGUCCUACCUGGGAUCUCCCCAGCACAGUCCCCCCACCUCAGGCGGCUCCCCAAGCAGGAGCCGGCAGUCUCCAACUGACCUUGGUGGUCCUGCCCGCCCCAAACCCUAUGACCCUCCUGGAGAGAGAACAGUGACAGCAAAAGUAAAGGGAGAGAAAUUGGAUAAAAAGUUAAAAAAAAUGGAGCAGAACAAGACAGCAGCCACUAAAUAUCGCCAGAAAAAGAGGGCAGAGCAAGAGGCCCUCACUGGGGAGUGCAAGGAGCUAGAGAGAAAGAACGAGGCCCUGAAAGAGAAGGCAGAUUCCCUGGCCAAGGAGAUCCAGUAUCUGAAAGACUUGAUAGAGGAGGUCCGCAGAGCCAGGGGGAAGAAAGGCUCCCCUAGUCUGGGGCAGCAGGAGUGUGCUUGUACAUAG